Molecule: messenger RNA, 2407 nt
Organism: Hyposmocoma kahamanoa
Lineage: Eukaryota; Metazoa; Arthropoda; Insecta; Lepidoptera; Cosmopterigidae
Product: serine/arginine repetitive matrix protein 1-like
Exons: 7
Coding region: 100-1410 (436 amino acids)
Source: RefSeq, a predicted model, not a curated record
GCGCGACGCCCCAACACGCGGCACGCGGCAUGCGUCGUACCACCACCGGCCGCUGCACUACUAAAUCUCAACACCGCGCGCCCCUGUGCCGACGGCGGCAUGUUGGGCGCGCGGCUCAAGUCAUGGGUGGAAGCACAAUUAGGGCGGGCAAAGAAGCGUAAACAGAAGCAAUCGCGGCAAACCAGCACUGUGACGACAGGGCCAUUGCCCCCUCCUCAUCUGUCGUCUCCUGAGAGCGCUUACAGCACGGGAUACUCCACUGACGGCACGUCUCCCGGAGCGCCGCCCGCGACUCUCGCCGCUCCGCUUGUGGCGCCUCCGCCGCCGCCAGCUCCACCUACCACACAUCUUUAUCACGAACCUGCUAAGAGACGGACUAACCCUCCGAGACGAUGCGUACCAGACCCACCAGUUGUGUCAGCCACCCCAUCCCCACGCCCACGUUGCCGGAUACGCACGAACCCGUGGCUCGGGGCUACUUCACCGAACGUGCGAAGGAGACAACCUCCACAUCUGCUGCAUCAACAAAGCCUGCAGUGCCCGCAGCCACAGCAUCAAAACCAGUUUAAACAUGCGCCUUUUUCGCUUGACUCUUAUCCGGCUAAAGGUUUUAGAUCACCACACCUAUCUCCUGAACCAUACCGUACCCCAUAUCGAUCACCGUACUACCGCGGAGGGGCAUCCAGCGACGAAGAAUGUCGAGGCAUGAGGACUAGAGGCCGGGAGACAGCGAUACUGUCAGACGCUGAUAUUGACUCUGAUGGGGACACAGGAUUGGAUGGUGGGGAUGAGGAUGAGCCUGAUGAAACGGCGUCGCCUGGUAGGAGGCGGGCUCGAAGAAGGCGGCCGCCACGACGACCGCCGAGAUCUGCUGGAGCAACUCCACCUCGUGUCCGGCGUAGGAAUCACGCGCCGUCAGCGCCGCCAGUCAGGGAGCGAGAUCCGUUGCUCGAAGCAGACAGAGAAGCGGAGAGAAAGUACAGGGAGCUCAUACGAGAGGCUGAGAAGUUGCUGGUCACGGUUUCUAGGGCACCGCUUGAACCACCGCACAACCCGAGGAUCAGGGAACUUAGAGCUACCGAGGUCGAAGCGCCACGACGGAGCCCAGAACGCACGCAUAUUACAAACUUCAUGCGUGCUAAUUCUCCUGAGCCUCCCCGGAGGCUGUCCCCAGUUGCUCGACGUUCUCCCCUGGCGGCCCCUCCACCCCCUCCCGUCGCUCCGCGAGUCCUAAUGCAACCACCAUCGCCCACUGAUCGUCCGCACUCCGAGCCUCCAAAGAGGAAGAUAUAUGCUCGCGAUGAGGUACUCCAAACUCUUGAAGGACUGCGCAAGAGUUUGCAACAACAAUCGGCAUUAUUGGCAACUCAACGCACAGCGAUGCAGCGGAACCGCCUCGAUUCUCUAUAGCCGCCCCGUCCUGCCUAACUAGCCGUCUUUAGACCCUUUCAUUCAUUAGUCCACUACAAUUAAGUGGACUAGGGAGACUUGCAGACCCUACAGAGGCAUUUCUUUUGUUGACUAGUACGCUCAUUUCGCGGUGUAGUGUAGAUCCCACAGACCACAUAAAUAUUAGGUAGAUCCUAUAUUCAAUUGGCCGACUGAAUCGCACUGUAUUGAAUGAUCUUUAACUAAAGAUCGCUAAAGAUCGCUAAACUUCAGAUAUGUACGGAUAUAAGGAAAGGGGCGAUGUAGUCCCACGAUGUAGAAUUAGGAUGGUUGCUACAAUGUUCACUACAAAUGUAGAUUUCUUAAUAAUGGAAUUACUCGGUCGGUUAGUUGUUCUAUACCUACUCCCUCUUCUAGUCCCUCCAUAUUAUUAUGUUUUAGUCUAGUCCGUCAUGGUAGACUUUAGACUGAAGCGUCAACGCCUGAUUAUGUGAAAAUUUAUGUGGUGAACUGAGCCUAUAUAGGAUGUAUUUCAAUUAAUUAAAUAGGUUUUUGCACACCCAUCCAUUAUCCCGACGUUUCAAUCAGGUUGCACUUGUAGUCUCGGGCUGAAUAUAUAUCGCACAUAACUAACAUAGUAUUAUCUCAAAAAGUGCGUUAUGUAUCUAUAUAUGUCAUUCGCAUAUGAUUUAAUCUUAAAGUGACAGUGUUGUCCUGUAAAUUUUUGACAUAAAAUAUGUAUAAUACAACGUAAUUUUUGAGACAAAGCUAUAUAAGUUGUCAUGUGUGAUAUAUUGUGCACAUACCUAUUAAAUUGUUUAAUUGCGUUUGUUCCAUUCCAGUAAUGAACAAUUAAAGGUAAUUGUCAGUGCAGAACUGACAUUCCAAUUCAUUGAUAUAAUAUAUGAAAUAACUUCCUUGUUGAAUUUCUUGGUUUUCUAUUUCAAUCUUUGACGCUGUAGUCAGAAAUCUGCCUUUAGCUUAGCGUAGUGUAGUCCUUGUUAUCGUUUCGUAUAGG